This is a messenger RNA of Lolium perenne, 2639 nucleotides long. Its product is annotated as BEL1-like homeodomain protein 7. Lineage: Eukaryota; Viridiplantae; Streptophyta; Magnoliopsida; Poales; Poaceae. Gene Ontology annotation, molecular function: DNA binding. Gene Ontology annotation, biological process: regulation of DNA-templated transcription. The record is from RefSeq and is a predicted model, not a curated record.
AUCGAUUUUUGGAUGAUCCUGUGAGCAGCACGUUUCUCCUUCUGUUUGAUUUUUUGUAUAGAUUCUUGGGGUUCUUGCUUGUUGAGCCUAGCAGCGGGUUUCUUGGUUGUUGUUUGCUUGUUGAGCUUGCAGCAGGUUUCUCUUGGCUGUUCUUUGCUUGUUGAGCUUCCUGUUCAUAGUUAGCUCCUUGUGGUUGGUGGGUGCAGCACAACCUGAAAAGAUUGCUUCCUCUUUUAGCUGAUCGGUGUCAAGUCUAGUUUCUGAAUUUCUCAAGUAGUAGUGAAAUUAGUGAAUGUUUUUCGAACUGAUAUUCUCUCAAGUCAAAGAGAUUCCAGCUGGUGUUUCGAUGAGUUCUUAAUUUCUCUCAGGUCAAGUCUUCUUAGACCAUUUUCCCCUUUGAUAGGUACCACGAAAUCCUUGGGAACUGUGUUCCCGGAAAGUGCAGUAAUCUGAAGUUUCAGAAAAGUGCAGUGAUCUGAAGUUUAUUCUCCCAGUUCGAAUCUUGAAGACAUGAUGAUAGAGUGCAUUUGCUUCUGAAGAAGAGGAUGGCCACGUUCUUCUCCACCUCCACUGAUCAGAGGGGUCUCGCCGGAGGCGGUGGUGGUGGCGACAUGUCAUUCCACCACCACUACCCCAUGUCCAACCAAUACCAAGACGCAGCGACCGGCGGACUGAUCCCGCUCCCGGCGACCAUCGCGCACGGCGGUGACGGCGACGGCAGAGACGAGGCGUCCGCGUACAUGAACUCGAGGGACAGUGCCGAGCUCGGCGGCCUGCAGACGCAGCUGUUCAUGGGAGACGGCGGCGUGUCGGCGGCGCAGCGUACUCAUCAGGGCGGCCAGCUCUCGCUCAGCCUCGGCACGCAGGUUCCGGUGUCGCUCUACCAGUACGGCCGUCCGGGCGGCAUGUCUCCCUCCUUGAUGAGCCCGAACCAGCAGUCGACGAUGGCGAUGGCGGCGAGCAGGAACACACCGGGAAAUAUGUACGUGAAUAACUCAAGGUUUCUGAGGGCGGCACGCGAGCUGCUGGACGAGGUGGUCAGUGUCCGGGAUGCGAUCAAGAAGAAGGGGGACAGGAAGGACGACUCUGCCGGUAAGGGCGAGUCUGGCAAGGCGGACGGCGACAAGGGAGACGAGCACGAGGGGAGCUCCUCCGCCGCCGAGCUGUCGGCGGCGGAGAGGCAGGACCUCCAGAACAAGGUGACGGCACUGAUGGCCAUGCUGGAACAGGUGGACCGGAGGUACAGGCACUACCACCAGCAGAUGCAGAUGGUGGUGUCGUCGUUCGACGCGGUGGCCGGAUCCGGUGCGGCGAAGCCUUACACGGCGCUGGCCCUGCAGACGAUCUCUCGGCACUUCCGAUCGCUGCGUGACGCGAUCGGCGCGCAGGUGCAGGCCGUGCGGCGGAGCCUCGGGGAGCAGCAGGACGGCUCCGGCGCGGGGGGCCUGUCCCGGCUGCGGUACAUCGACCAGCACCUUCGGCAGCAGCGCGCCAUGCAGCAGUUCGGCAUGAUGCAGCAGCCACAGCACGCGUGGCGGCCCCAGCGCGGCCUCCCGGAGUCCGCCGUCUCCGUCCUCCGCGCCUGGCUCUUCGAGCACUUCCUCCACCCGUACCCGAAAGAUUCGGAGAAGGUGAUGCUGGCUAGGCAGGCGGGCUUGUCGAGGGGCCAGGUGUCCAACUGGUUCAUCAACGCGCGCGUCCGGCUGUGGAAGCCGAUGGUGGAGGAGAUGUACAAGGAGGAGUUCGGCGCGGAGAUGGACUCCACCAACUCAUCGUCAGAGAACGCCGGCAACGGAAAGCGCGGCAAGGUCGAGGACCCGGUAUGCUCGGAGGACCAGGAUCGCGACGAGUUCCAGAGCGCGUCAACGCACACGCACGCUGGAGCGGGGCAGCUUCUCAGCGCCUACAAGUCGGAGCCGGUGUCCGGCAUGGACGCCGGGGCCCUGUCCAGCCUCGGUGGGGCCGACAUGAGCGUGUACGCGCCAGGAGGCCUCAGCCUGAACCACCACGGGCCCGGCGGCAGCAGCCUUCUUCAGGACGCGUUCGCGCACCACGGCGAAGACGCCAGGUUCGUGGCGUACGGCGGCGACAUGGCCGACCUCGGCGGUAGCGUGUCGCUGACGUUGGGCUUGCAGCACUGCAACAACAACGCAGGCCACGUGCCGCCGGAGCAGCAGGGCUUGCUGUACGGCGGCAAUCCCGGCGACUUCGACUUCCUCAAUGGAGCCGACGAUCGGCAGCGGUUCUCCUCGUCGUCGUCCCAGCUGCUGCACGAUUUCGUCACAUGAGCGGCGGCACAGCUACUUACGGAAAGGCGCAGGUGGCGACGUGUCAGAAGCAUGCAUAGGCCGGCCGGCCGGCCGGCGCCGCCGUGGACACACAUGCAGUACAUGGUGCACGGUUAAUUUGAAGCAAGUAUAUAUAUACAUACAAGUAUACGAUUGGUUUGGUAAGUGAAGUAGGUUUUGUAUAUGAGAUGGUUGGGGGUGUAGCUGCUGUAAACAUACUAGAUUGGUAUUUUUGCUAGACUGCACAGAUUCCAUUGACGAAUGAUUAUUUCAUGAUACGAUGAUCUGUUGAUCCGGUCAGUUCCUUGAUCUGUAAUUGUUGAAAUGUGAUCUGCUCUGAACGUCAGAAGA